AAACACACCGCAGCUAAGUAAUGGGAUUACGUAGCCAUGUGACCGACUAGAUUAUAAGAUAGACAAGUACAAAGUGAGCGACUCUUCUCUUCUUCAAUCUCCUCCUCAAUCUAAUGGAUUCUGCAUUCUCCGUCACCACGACGGCGCACAUGGCGCUUUUCAGAGCCCUCCACCGCCAUUUCACUGGAGCUCCUCAACGCGCUUUUCUCCGCCGCAAUUUCAAAUGCGUCGCUGCUUCCUACCACAACUGCUGCCGCAUUCCGUCCUCCUUCGCUUCCGCGCCAUCGCCGCCCUUGUUCGGCACCUUCCGCGGAUUGCUUCCGCGAACACCGUGCCGUCUGCGCUGCGUUUCGAGCUCCGCUGCUCCCUUUGUUUCCUCUGCUGGCGGUGGAAAUGACGGCUCUGGAGCCCGCAACGGCGGCGGACGUGGCGGUUCUGGCGGUGAGUCUGGAGAUGCUAAUCUCAAAUUGGUUGGAGACACGUCUCAGGAGCUUUCGGCGCUUUCGCCCGAUGUUAUCAUUCUCGAUGUUUCAGGAAUGGUGUGCGGGGGAUGUGCGGCGACUGUGAAAAGGAUCCUGGAAAGUCGACCAGAAGUGUCAUCUGCUAGUGUAAAUUUAACAACAGAGACCGCAAUAGUUUGGCCUGUAUCCGAAGCAAAAAAUACACCAAAUUGGCAAAAGCAAUUAGGGGAGGCACUUGCAGAGCAUUUAACUAGCUGUGGUUAUAAUUCUAGCCUUCGAGAUUCAGCAAGAGACAGUUUCCUCCAAAUUUUUGAAAAAAAGAUGGAGGAAAGGCAUAGACAAUUAAGAGAAAGUGGUCGUGAGCUAGCUGUUUCUUGGGCUCUUUGCGCUGUCUGUCUUGUUGGCCAUCUCUCUCAUUUCUUUGCUGCAAAGGCACCAUGGAUCCAUGCAUUUCAUUCCGUUGGGUUUCAUCUAUCAUUGUCUUUGUUUACGUUGCUUGGUCCUGGCCGCCAACUUAUCAUUGAUGGCUUGAAAAGCCUUCUUAAAAGAGCACCAAACAUGAACACCUUAGUUGGUCUUGGUGCUUUAUCAUCAUUUACAGUCAGCUCAUUUGCUACCUUGCUGCCAAAUUUGGGUUGGAAGGCUUUCUUUGAGGAACCAAUUAUGCUAAUUGCAUUUGUGUUGUUAGGAAGGAAUCUUGAACAGAGAGCUAAAAUUAAAGCAACCAGUGAUAUGACAGGACUUCUUAGUUUAUUGCCAUCAAAAGCUCGCCUUCUAGUUAACCAUGGGGAAACAGAGCUUGGCUCAGUUGUUGAAGUUCCUUCUGACAGUCUCUCUGUUGGAGACCAAAUUAUUGUAUUACCUGGAGACCGCAUCCCAGCUGAUGGAGUUGUGAGAGCUGGUAGAAGCACUGUAGAUGAAUCAAGUUUCACUGGGGAGCCACUGCCAGUAACAAAAGUACCUGGGAGUGAGGUUGCAGCUGGAAGUAUAAAUCUUAAUGGAACUCUUACAAUGGAAGUGCAGAGACCAGGUGGUGAAACAGCUAUGGCAGACAUUGUUCGUCUAGUUGAAGAGGCACAGAGUAGGGAAGCUCCUGUACAGAGAUUGGCUGACAAGGUUGCUGGACACUUUACUUAUGGAGUGAUGGUAGUUUCUGCUGCCACAUUCACUUUCUGGACUCUCUAUGGCACACAUGUUUUACCUGCUGCUUUAUAUCAGGGAAGUGCAGUUUCACUAGCUUUGCAGCUUGCUUGCAGUGUUCUGGUUGUUGCUUGUCCAUGUGCACUUGGGUUAGCCACACCUACUGCUGUGCUGGUUGGAACUUCUUUGGGGGCUAAAAAAGGAUUACUUUUGCGUGGUGGAAACAUACUAGAGAAGUUUGCCAUGGUUAACACUGUUGUCUUUGACAAAACAGGGACCCUCACAGUUGGUAGACCUGUUGUGACAAACAUUAUCACUCCUACAUGCAUAGGACAUGCAAUUUCAAGCCAAACAAAAGAAAAUGCUUUGUCUGAUGUUGAAGUUCUAAGGUUAGCAGCUGGGGUAGAAUCAAACUCAGUACAUCCAGUUGGGAAAGCAAUUGUGGAUGCGGCUCAGGCUGCUAAUUGUCAUAAUGCUAAGGUAACAGAUGGAACAUUCCUUGAAGAACCCGGAUCUGGUGCAGUGGCAACCAUUGAUAAUAAAAAGGUUUCUGUUGGGACAUUGGAAUGGAUUACUAGGCAUGGAGUUGUUGACAGUAUACAUCAAAAAGUGGAGAAGUGUAAUAACCAAUCCUUUGUCUAUGUUGGAGUUAAUGAUACUUUAGCUGGCCUAAUUUAUUUUGAAGAUGAAAUAAGGGAAGAUGCAAGAGAUGUUGUUAGCACACUGUCUAAGCAAAAUAUCAGUGUAUACAUGCUAUCUGGAGAUAAGAGGAACGCGGCAGAGCAUGUUGCUUCUCUAGUUGGAAUUCCAAAAGAGAAGGUGCUAUCUGGAGUGAAACCAGAUGAGAAAAAGAAGUUCAUAAAUGAACUAAAGAAAGAUAAGAACAUUGUAGCUAUGGUUGGUGAUGGAAUUAAUGAUGCAGCUGCCCUGGCUUCUUCACAUAUUGGUAUUGCAUUAGGUGGAGGUGUUGGGGCUGCUGGUGAGGUGUCUUCUAUUGUAUUGAUGCGCAACCAGCUCUCACAGCUACUUGAUGGCUUGGAGCUUAGCAGGCUGACCAUGAAUACUGUAAAACAAAAUCUCUGGUGGGCUUUCAUAUAUAACAUUGUAGGAAUUCCAAUUGCAGCUGGAGUGUUAUUUCCCAUAAAUGGGACCAUGCUGACUCCAUCAAUUGCAGGGGCUCUCAUGGGGCUGAGUUCCAUUGGCGUAAUGACUAACUCAUUACUUUUGAGAUUCAAAUUUUCCUCAAAGCAGAAACAAAUACAUGGCAUGUUGCCAAAAACCAAAGUCCAUGCGCAUUCUGAUCUGGCACAACAAAAUCAGAAUAUAAAACACCCUUAUUAGAUGUUAGAUGCUGGUACACAAUAACACAACGCAAAUGAGGUUCCCGUCCUGAAGUCAAGUCAGGUCUCUAGCAUGAUAGAAGUAUACACUUCUUAGUUUGACCUUGUGGUGAUUAUCCAUGGAUGAAAAGAAAUCGGUACUGACAGAGAAAACGGAUGUAUAUAAUUGGAAGAAUCACACCAUCAAUGAAAGAAGCUAAUCAAGUAAUUGAUGUGAUGGGAAAGAAUAAAUUAUAUUGAUGGAGGAUACUUCUCUUCGAUUCUCAAAAGUUUCUCAGGGAGCUCUCUAGUUGUCUUCUUUCUUUAAUCACAAGCUUUUUUCUAUGGCAACUUUCCGCUCGUGACAGGUCCAUUUUUCCUUUGGUCUUCUCUUGUCUAUAAAUUUGAGUUAAAGUCUUCAUUCAUGUCUUAUUUGGUCUACGUAGUUCAUGAAUCUUGGAAUUUGAAUAACUUUAAGUUGCGCUAAAAUCUGUUUAUAUUCUGUAUUAAAAUGUCUAGGCAAAAUGCAUCUUGAAUACCCCUAUAAUUUCAAAUAAAACUGUGUAUAGAGAGGGAAGAGGGGGAUAAUCUAUUCCCCAGGAAUAUAUAAAUUUUAAACUUUUUAAUACUUUCAAACUCACUAAGUUUUGGUUCCCUUGUAUCUUUCAAAUCGCCAACUAGGAAAUAGAUGUCAAGGAAAGUUUGCAUAUCGAUUAUAAUGUUUCAAAACCCACGGGACAGGCACAGCA
Molecule: messenger RNA, 3669 nt
Organism: Abrus precatorius (Indian licorice)
Lineage: Eukaryota; Viridiplantae; Streptophyta; Magnoliopsida; Fabales; Fabaceae
Product: copper-transporting ATPase PAA1, chloroplastic
Exons: 17
Coding region: 114-2942 (942 amino acids)
Biological process (GO): copper ion homeostasis; monoatomic cation transport
Cellular component (GO): membrane
Molecular function (GO): P-type divalent copper transporter activity; ATP binding; copper ion binding
Source: RefSeq, a predicted model, not a curated record